AUGACUCAAAAUCCAGUAUAUAAGGAUAUCACUGAAGAACAAAGAAAGAAUAAUCAAUAUGCUAGACUAGUUCCUGGACAAACAAUAGUAGAAGUUCCCACCUAUACUUUGGAAUGUGGUGAAACUCUAAAAAAUUUUCCAGUUGCUUACAAAACUUGGGGAAGACUCAAUAAAGAUAGGGACAAUGUGGUGCUAAUCUUCCAUGCCCUAACAGGCUCAUCAGAUGUUCAAGAUUGGUGGGGUCCUCUUCUUGGGACUGAUAGAGCAUUUGACCCAUCAAGAUUUUUCAUCGUGUGUAUAAACUUCCUAGGUUCGCCGUAUGGUUCAUGCUCUCCUGUCACUAUUGAUAAAGCAACAGGGAAACCAUAUGGUCCUUCGUUUCCUCUCGUUACCAUCAAAGACGAUUUAGGUAUUCAAAAGUUGAUAUUAGACUCUUUGGAUGUACGUGCAAUUGCCUGUGUCGUGGGGGGCUCUAUGGGAGGUAUGAUUGCAAUGGAGUAUUCUGCGACUUAUGAUAAGACAGGUUACGUAAAAAGUGUUAUAGCUUUAGCUACGUCAGCACGAGCCUCGGCGUGGUGCAUCUCUUGGAAUGAAACUCAACGACAAAGUAUAUUUAGUGACCCAAACUAUGAUGAUGGUUACUAUUAUGAGAAUCCAGAGGGUUCAAAGCCUAAUUCUGGAUUAAGUGCUGCAAGAAUGGCGGCACUCUUAACUUACAGAUCUCGUAACUCAUUUGAAACUAGAUUUGGUAGAAAAAAGCCCUCUGACAACCAAAAGGCAACCGAAGAUAACAGAAAGCAAGAAGAAUUAGAAAAAGGAAUCAGAUAUCCUCAAAAUAAGGAUGAAGAAAAUUGGCUUUUGCACAAUGAAGGUUCCCGGACUUCAUUAAAUAGACUCAACCUGCGCUUGGAAUCGUCAAAACCACAAACUUACUUCACAGCUCAAUCAUAUUUGAGAUAUCAAGGAAACAAAUUUAUUAAAAGGUUCGAUGCUAAUUGUUACAUAUCUAUCACCAGAAAAUUAGACACGCAUGAUAUCACCAGAAAUAGAGUACCCAACUUGUAUCUGGAUGAAGAUCCGCUUCCAAAGUAUUUAGAGACAUUGACACUUCCACACUUAAUUAUUGGCAUCAUGUCAGAUGGACUAUUUACUUAUAGUGAACAACAAUUACUUGGAGAGCAUCUUCCGAAUUCGAAAUUGAUACAGCUUAAUUCUCCUGAAGGACACGAUGCAUUUUUAUUGGAAUUUAAACUUAUAAAUGACUACUUUAUCGACUUUAUGAAGGAUAAACUCUCGGAAUUUUUCGAUCCUUAUUCUGAUAAAGUUCAAAUAUUCGAUGAGUGGGAAAAGCAUGUUCUUUCUGUUGAUAAUAAUGGAGAUUCUGUCUUCGGUGAGGCAGAGAAAAAUAUCACGAAUUGGUGA
Molecule: messenger RNA, 1422 nt
Organism: Priceomyces carsonii
Lineage: Eukaryota; Fungi; Ascomycota; Pichiomycetes; Serinales; Debaryomycetaceae
Gene: MET2
Product: homoserine O-acetyltransferase
Exons: 1
Coding region: 1-1422 (473 amino acids)
Biological process (GO): L-homoserine metabolic process
Molecular function (GO): homoserine O-acetyltransferase activity
Source: RefSeq, a predicted model, not a curated record